UGCAAGACUGCAUUUAGCCGCACACUACAAGUCCCAAGUUUCGGAGUGCAAUUUGUGGAGCUUCUCCGCAUCGAUAUUGUACGUCUCCCUCCCUCCCCCCCACUAGAAAACAACAACAACAACAAAAACAGCAACUGCCGCGAUAGAGGAUCGCUUUUACCUGUUGAUGAAGUCCCACCGGGUGCGGGGCGCAGAGGAGCAGUCGGGUUUCUUCACACAGAAGAGAAGUGUGCAAAAGGUGCACGCGACACACCGCUCCAGCGGCCAGGAGGAGUGAGGGACUACGGGUUUUCUUUCCCCCGGCAUUCGCAGCCUGUGCUGGGUUGGUGGAAAAUGGGCACUCCGACCACCUCGACCUGUGGACUUAUCCUGUCUCUGAUACUCACAUGCCAGCUGGUUACUGUGACCCAGGCCUCCAAGGUGUGGGGAGAGGUGCCUCUGCCAGAGGACUUGGAGGGGGAGAAAGACGUCCAGGCGUCUCACAGCCUACUGGAUGACGACGAGGACUUUGCUGCAGAUGAAGCUUCAGGAGAUCUGCCCAGUGGAGAGGAUGAUGGAAGCACACCGUGGCCUUCAUCUGAGGUCACAAUUUAUUACAGAGCUCUUGUCAACUUCACUGACUCCCUGGUUUACGGCCCCGCGCUCGAGGACAUCUUCUCUUCAGCCUUUAAUGAGAUCUCGGAAGCAGUGGUGGACACGCUGGAGUCGGACUACAACAGGAUUCCAGGUGUCCAGACAGUCAGCGUGGUCCUCAUUAAGAAGAUGAUAAGAGAGGACGGCGUGGACGUAUUUGUGGAGAUGGAUGUGGGUUCUGACUACAACAGCAAUGAUGAACAGAUACGCAGCGUGCUGUACAACGUAGUGAAGGAGGGAUCCAUUGCUUCCUACGUCACAUCAGUCCAGGGCUUUCAGUUCAGACGGCUUGGGGAAGUAACCGCCGGCAUCAGACCCUGCAUGUCAGAUGAGCACAGGUGUGGUGAUGGGACAUGUAUCCUGGCGGAAUACCUGUGUGACAACAGACCAGACUGCAGAGACAUGAGUGAUGAGACCAACUGUGAACCAAAACGGCCGACAACACCUGCCACCACCACACCUGCCACCAUAACCACCACCGUCAAGAAGCCCCCGCGGCCCCCCAGCCCACCUGGACCCUGCAGGGCGGAUCAAGCCACAUGCCAGAGUGGAGAGUGCAUCCCUCGUGACUACGUCUGUGAUGGAGAGAGGGACUGCUCUGACGGAAGCGACGAGUUCAGAUGUGGUACCCCAUCCCCCUGUGAACCCAAUGAGUUCAAAUGUAGAAAUGGCCGCUGUGCCCUCAAACUAUGGCGUUGUGACGGAGACAAUGACUGUGAGGAUAACUCAGAUGAAACGGACUGCCCCACCAAGGGUCCUGGCGACAGGUGUGCUCCUGAGCAGUUCGAAUGCCUGGGCGAUCGCACCUGCAUCCCAGCUAGUUACCAGUGUGAUGACGAGCCAGACUGUCCUGACCGCUCUGAUGAGUACGGCUGCACCCCUCCCUCUGUGACAAGCCCGCCGGAAGAGUCCAUUCAGGCAGCGCGGGGGGCGACGGUGACGUUCACAUGCCAGGCCGUUGGAGUGCCAACACCCAUCAUCACCUGGAGACUCAACUGGGGACACAUUCCUCUCAGUGGCAGGAUCUCCAUGACCAGCGAGAAUGGCCAUGGCACCCUGACCAUUCGCGAUGUGAAGGAGGCCGAUCAGGGGGCGUACACCUGUGAGGCCAUCAAUGCUAAAGGCCUGGUGUUUGGUAUCCCCGAUGGCGUGCUUACUCUCACAUUGAAUCCAAAUUCAGGAAACUGUCCUGAUGGUCAUUUCAGCGUGGAGGGCCGCUGUGUCUCCUGCUUCUGUGCUGGAAUCUCCAAGAACUGCAGGAGCACCGGACGCUACCGCAACCACAUCAGCCUGCGUUUCACCCAGGAGGAAGACUUCAAAGGAGUUAAUGUCACCUACCCAUCCAGGCCAGGCACUCCUCCUCUCUCCUCCACUCAGCUUCUCAUUAAUCCAGAGAUGGAAGAGUUCCAGCUUGUCGACCUGUCACGCCGCUUCCUCAACCUUGACUCUUUCUGGACGCUGCCUCGCCAGUUCCUGGGCAACAAGAUUGACUCCUAUGGAGGUUCCCUGAAGUUCAAGGUGCGGUACACAUUGGCCCGCGGUCUGUCUGAGCCGGUGGAGAAGCCGGACGUAAUGCUGGUUGGAAACGGACGCAGGCUUGUGUACCGCAGAGGCAGCCCUACCCCGGCCCGAGUGGUCAACCAGAGAGACAUCAAAUUCACUGAAGAUAAAUGGCAGCACUCCAACGGCCGCACUGUGAGCCGUGAGGAGCUCAUGAUGACGCUAGCCAACCUGGAGAGCCUAAGCGUCCGCACUAUCUACGACAACCACAUGGUCAGUGUGGCACUCAGCGACAUCGUCAUGGAUACCACCACUGUGGAGUUCAGCAUUCUGGGUCAUGCUAAGGAUGUCGAAGAGUGCAGAUGUCCUCCUGGAUAUUCAGGCCUGUCCUGUGAGACGUGUUCCCCUGGUUUCGAGCGUGUCCCCGGCGGCUCCUAUCUUGGCACCUGUGCUGGUUGUAACUGUAAUGGACAUGCCAGCGCCUGUGAUCCAAUAAAUGGACACUGUCUGAGCUGCCAGCACAACACAGAGGGCCCUCAGUGUGACAAGUGUCGCCGUGGUUACUUUGGUGACCCGAGCAGAGGUCGCCCAGAUGACUGCAAGCCCUGCCCCUGCCCGUACUAUGAGACCUCACGGCGGUUUUCAGACACCUGCUUCCUGGACUUUGACCAACAGCCGACAUGUGACGCCUGUAGGCCCGGCUACACAGGAAGACGCUGUGAAAAGUGUGCUCCUGGUUACCAGGGUAACCCUCUUCUGCCUAAUGGAAGAUGUACUCCUACCACUCCUAGCCAAAGCUGCGAUAACAGAGGGACUAUCAGCUCCCGCAGCAGACCAUGCAGCUGCAAGAGCAACGUGGCAGGCACGGUGUGUGAUGAGUGUAAGGCUGGAUUCUUCCACCUAUCAGAGAACAACCCAGAGGGCUGCCUACGUUGUUUCUGUAUGGGUGUCACUAAACAGUGUGCCAGCUCCACCUGGAAUAGAGAUCAGGUGCGCGGAGGGGUGAACGGGCAGCGCUUCUCCCUCUCCAACAGUGCCAACACCAUAACUAUCUCUGAAGGCAUCUCCCAGAGGGGCUCCUCUGAAGUCUACCGCUCAUUCUCCGGUGUCCCCAAAGACAUCUACUACUGGGUCCUGCCUGAGAGCUUUAGAGGAGAUAAGGUAACGGCCUAUGGCGGGGAGCUACGCUACACAGUGCGCUUUGAACCGUUUCAGCGCUCACUGGUGAUUGACGGCCAGCCAGAUGUGGUUCUCCAGGGCAAUGGCAUCUUCCUGGAGCACCACUCUCAGACCAAGCCUCUUCCACGGGUCCCACAAACUGUGACUGUGACCUUCAGGGAGUCUGGAUGGCGUCGCUCUGAUGGGCAGCCAUGUACUCGUGAGCACCUACUGAUGGCCCUGGCUGACGUUAAUGUUUUCAUGAUCAGGGCCACCUAUGCAGACAACAUGGCUGAGAGCAGCAUCUCAGACAUCAAGAUGGACGUCGCUGUUCCUCACUCUACUGGUAAUGAUCGUGCUCUGGAGGUGGAAGAGUGCGCCUGUCCUCAGGGAUACAGAGGACCUUCUUGUCAGGAGUGUGAUAAAGGUUACACUCGAACCAGCUCUGGCCUUUACCUGGGCACUUGUGAGAGGUGCAACUGCAAUGGUCACGCCAGCGGCUGUGACACGGAGACCGGCAGAUGUCUGCAAUGUCUCCACAACACCGCCGGGCCAAGGUGUGAGCGCUGUGAGACUGGUUUCUAUGGAAACCCGGUAACGGACGGUGCUCAGGCCUGCCAGCCCUGCCCCUGUCCUGGAACGGCUUCCAGCAACCAAUUCUCCCCCACCUGUCAUCUGGAGUCUGACGGACAGCCGACCUGUGACAACUGUGCCCCCGGAUACUCUGGCCGACGCUGUGAAAGAUGUGCAGCAGGAUACACUGGCAACCCACUGCUUGGACAGGGAUGUAGUGUUGGCAACAAUGAAGUCAACGGUAACUGCUAUAACUGUGACCAAAGAGGAGGUGCCGGUUGCAAUGGUGGUGCUUGCCGCUGCAAGUUGAACGUUGAGGGCCCGUCUUGCUCCAGCUGCAAAUCUGGAACCUUCCAUCUCAGCCAGGAAGACAAAGACGGCUGCCUGUCGUGUUUCUGUAUGGGCGUCACUCAGCAAUGCUCCAGCUCUACCUACUACAGAGAUCUGGUGUCCUCAGUCUUUUCUCCAGGAAAUUUCCAGGGAUUCGCUCUGGUGAACCGCCAACGCACCAACCGUAUCUCCACUGGUUUCACUGUGGAGGUUUCCACUCAAGGCACUCAGCUGUCCUACACCAACUUUGAUUACCUGGGACAGGAGCGUCAUUAUUGGCAGCUUCCAGAGGUCUACCAGGGAGACAAGGUGGGUUCUUACGGCGGCACGUUUAAAUACUCCAUCUCCUAUGUGGCCGAUCCAAGAGGAACACUAGUUGAUGAUGACAGUGUCCAGAUUAUUGGUAACGACAUCACUUUGGUAGCUUAUCAGCCCUGGAAGAGAAGACAGAUGGGCAGCAGGGAGACAAACCAGUUUGAGAUUGUCUUCAAAGAGGUAUACUGGCAUCGUCCUGACGGCAUGCCCGCCACCCGAGAGCACCUGAUGAUGGUUUUGGCGGAUCUGGAUGACAUCCUGAUUCGAGCAUCCUACUCCACUGAGAUGCGGUCCUCCAGUAUCUUUGAUAUCAGCAUGGAAGUUGCAGUGCCUAACUACAGCGGCUUGGCUCAGGCCCUGGAGGUGGAGCAGUGCCGCUGCCCACCUGGAUACAAGGGACUGUCUUGCCAGGACUGUGCACCUGGGUAUACUCGCACUGGAGGAGGUUUAUACCUGGGCCAUUGUGAGCUCUGUGAAUGCAAUGGCCACUCUGACUCCUGCCACCCCGAAACUGGCAUCUGCACGAGCUGCCUGCAUAACACUCAGGGUGAGCUCUGUGAGCAGUGUGCGUCUGGCUUCUUCGGUGACCCCACUGUUGGCACUCCAGAGGACUGCCAGCCCUGCGCCUGCCCUCACAAUGACCCAGACAACCAGUUCUCCCCCACCUGUGAGAGCCUUGGAAAUGGAGGCUACCAGUGUACUGCCUGUCAGCCUGGAUACACUGGCCAGUACUGUGAACGUUGUGCUCCUGGAUACGUUGGCAACCCUCAGGAGAGACAAAAGUGUCGUCCAUACGAUGCUGCAGCCUCACUGGUGGUGAAGGUUUACCCAGAGAGGAUCCUGUCAUCCCAGGGUGGCUCUGUCACUCUCCGGUGUCAGGUGUCCGGCUCUCCACCGCACUAUUUCUACUGGUCUCGAGAGGAUGGACGCUCUAUCUCCAGCAGUGCUGACAGACGCAGACAAGGAGCGGAGCUGUACUUCCCCAACGUCCAGUUGAGUGAUGCCGGAGUCUAUAUCUGUACCUGCAGAGACCAGCGCAGCACCAACCGGAGCCGCGCUGAAAUCAUUGUCACAAGUGUCCCAUCCAAAGCCAUUGAGGUUACAAUCGAGGAGCCCAAAGCCCAGACUGUCAGGGUCGGGUCUACCAUCAAUUUCAUCUGCACUGCGAAGAGCAAGUCACCAGCCUACACCCUGGUGUGGACACGGAUGGGUAACGGGAAGCUGCCCAACCGGGCCAUGGACUUCAACGGCAUCCUGACAAUUCAAAACGUUCAGCCCGAGGAUGCAGGCGUGUACGUUUGCACAGGCUCCAAUAUGUUUGCCAUGGACGAGGGCAAUGCCAUCCUCUACGUGCCAGAGGCCUCACAGACUCAGAUGUUUUACACAGCCUAUGAAAUGUUUGAAGGACAUGGAAAGCCUUCAGAGGAAGCCCAGCCCGUGGCCACUGUCACUCCCUCCGUGCUGAAUGUCCAGCAGGGCCAGCGGGCAGAGUUUCGCUGCACAGUGAGCGGGAACCCAACCGCUGCCAUUGAAUGGAUCGGAGGUCCGGGGAACAGAAUGAGCCCGAGAGCUGUUGUACGAGGUGGCGUACUGACCUUCACAGCAGUGGAGCCAGCUGACGAGGGAGAGUACACCUGCAAGGCCCUGAACACUCACGGGGAGCACACAGCACGAGUUUCCCUCCUUGUCCAAAAAUCUAACCCAAGUGGCCUCGGCACCCAGCCUCAAGUCCAAGUCAGUCCCCAAAAUAUCGAAGCUCAUGAAGGAGACAACUUGAGGUUGUACUGCAGAGCAACAGGAGUACCCACCCCGAAGCUCACCUGGCUGAAAAAUGGAGGACAAAUUCCUCCACAGGCUAUUCCCUCUCUUGGUUUCCAUCAAUUUAAAAGCAACAGUCUCGAUGUGUUACAAAGACGUAUUGAAGAGCUGCAGGCUCGCAUGGACCGCACCGACAUCGGUACUCUGCUCAUCCCCAACGUCCAGAUGUCCGACUCGGGCACAUACAUGUGUGUUGGUAGCAACAGCAUUGGCUCAAAUAGUGCUCCCAUUAAAGUCUCUGUGCUCAAAGGAGACCAUAGCUUGUCAGUGGUCAGUAUCCAGCCAGCUAUAGCUGAUGUACAGGAGGGUCAGAAUCUGGAGCUCAACUGUUUUGCUCCUGGAAAUCCUCCUCCUCAAGUCUCAUGGUCGAAAGCCAGUGGACGACUCUCCUCUAACCACCAGGUUCUGGGCGGUCAGCUGCGUAUCCUGUCAGCCACUCCAGAGGACUCAGGGGAGUAUAUCUGUCGGGUGAAGGGUAACCAUGGAAACCCAGGAUCUCGUGUCCAACAAGCCUCUGUGUCGGUGUCUGUCACUUCAUCUUCUUCACGUCUUCAGAGUCCAAUCAUCGCCGUAGAGCCCCACAGCUCUGCAGUGCGUGUGGGGGAGUCGGCCAGCUUCAGGUGUCGGGUGUACAGCGGAGCCCAGCCUGUCAGACUGCAGUGGAAACUGGCUAACAACAAGCCGCUGCCAGAUAAUGUUAAAGUUGGCCCUGAUGGUUCUGUUAUUACCAUUACCAAUGCCCGCCCUAUGGACCAUGGUGCCUACCGUUGUGUGGCGAGUAAUCCUUUCGGCAUCACCCACACCAUUGUGUCUUUGAUUGUCAAAGAGUCUCCUGUCGCCACUGUCACCCCUGUUGGACCUAUACAUGUCAGGGUGGGGGAACCCAUUAACCUGGAAUGCCAGGCAUCAGGAGAGCCCCGCCCCUCAGUUUCAUGGCACAGACUGGACAGCAACCGCAAGACCAUGCUGAGCAGCCCCGUGCCCAUGGAGUCCAAUGCAGUCAUGCAGAUACUUGUGGCACGUCCAGAAGACAGGGGCACUUAUGUUUGCACAGCUCGCAACAACGAGGGCACCACUGAGACCAAGGUGGAGGUCAUUGUAGAGGGAGGCUCUCAAGUGCCCACAGUGCCCAGGGCUUCAGUUCCUGAGCCGCUGAUGGUUGUGGUGGAAGGGCAGACUGCAACGCUGCGCUGUGAGGCCCACGGUCUCCCACCCCCGACGAUCACCUGGUCCAAGCUGCGGUCUCCACUGCCUUGGAGACACAACCUGGAGAACAACAGCCUGGUGCUACCCACAGUGGGCCGCCAAGACUCCGGAGAAUACAUCUGCACUGCAACCAACAACAUGGGCACCAGUGAAGUCACCAUCAUGCUAGAUGUAGAGACGCCUCCUUAUGCCACUUCUGUGCCUGACGAUGUGGCUGUGCGGGUCGGGGAGGUGAUCAGGUUGCAGUGCCUUGCGCAUGGCACUCCUCCCCUGACCUACACUUGGACCAAGCUGGACGGAAACCUGCCCCCGAGGGCCCAGGUUAGCGGAGGGGAUCUUCAAAUCAACCUGGCUACCGCUGAGGAUGCUGGGAGCUAUAAGUGCGUGGCCACCAACAAAGUAGCUAACAGCGAGGUGAUCGCUAAAGUCGCAGUCAGAUCCCCCUUGGCAGUGCGUGUGUCACCCCAGGUUGAAGUAAAGGCCCAAGGCAGUGCUGUGGAGUUCACCUGUUCGUCAGCGGGCGGUAUAGAGACCAAAGUUGAGUGGCUGAAGGAAGGUGGAGCCCUGCCACCGAACCACCACGUCAAGGAUGGGGUUCUCAGGAUUGAGAACCUUGAGCAGAGCAACGAAGGCGUUUAUAUCUGCAGAGCCAGCAGUGUGUAUGGUCAGGCCCAGGACACUGCCAGGUUGACCAUCCAAGCCCUGCCAAAGGUCAUGAUCAACGUGCGCACCUCGGUGCAGACUGUGAUGAUAGGGAACUCUGUGGAGUUUGAGUGCCAGGCUGUCGGCGACCCAGAGCCCACAGUUAAGUGGAGUAAAGUCGGUGGGUCUCUGCCUGCUCAUAUCAUGGUGAAGGACGGCAUGCUGAGGAUCGAGAAGGUGACGGAGGCCGAUGCCGGGCAGUACCGCUGCACGGCCACCAACGACGUAGGCUCGGUCCAGUCGCAGGUGGUGCUUAACGUCCAGUCCCUUCCUCAAAUUGCUGCGCUGCCUGAAACCAAGGAGGUCACAGUGGGGUCUGAUGCGGUCUUGCCCUGUGUGGCUUCAGGAUACCCUUUACCUGCGAUCAAAUGGUCCAAGUUGGAAGAAGAGCUUCCUCCUAAGUGUUUCCAGGAGCUCAACGCACUGACGGUUCCUCGCGUCACUCAUGAGGAUUCUGGUAUAUACGUCUGCACCGCCUCCAACAAACAGGGAAAAGUGGAAGCCUUCACUACACUUCAAGUUCACGAGAGAGUGAUGCCAUACUUUGCCCAGGAACCCUUGUCGUUCCUCACCCUGCCCACCAUCAAAAAUGCCUACAAGGCUUUCAGCAUUAAGAUCAACUUUAGACCUGACAAUGUUGAUGGUCUCAUAUUGUACGCUGGUAUGAUCCUCUACAAUGGCCAGAGGAGGACCACGGGAGCAGACUUUAUCUCUCUGGGACUUGUGGGCGGCCGUCUAGAGUUCAGGUUUGACGUGGGCUCAGGCAUGGCCACCAUACGCGACCCCAACCCUGUCAAACUGGGAGAAUUUCACACAGUUGAGCUGUAUCGCAACCACACUUUGGGCUAUAUCAUAGUAGACGGAGGGGAGCCCAUCAACGGCAGCUCACAGGGCAAGUUCCAGGGCCUGGAUCUAAAUGAGGAGUUGCAUGUGGGUGGUUAUCCCAACUACACAGUCCUCGCCAAAACAGCUGGGAUUAAGACUGGUUUUGUUGGCUGUAUCCGUCAGCUGGUCAUCCAGGGUGAGGAGGUCAUUUUCAAAGACCUCGACCGCAGCUCUACGGGGGUCACAAACUGCCCCACGUGCAAAGACCACCCAUGCCAGAAUGGAGGGAGGUGUGAGGACUCAGAAGCCAGCUUGUAUAAGUGCGGCUGCCCCAGAGGAUUCACAGGCAGCAACUGCCAGCACCACUCAUCCCUGCAUUGUCACUCAGAGGCCUGUGGACCAGACGCCACUUGCAUCAACCGCCAAAAUGUCCUGGGCUAUGACUGCCGCUGCCAUCUUGGCAAGUCUGGAAACAAAUGCAUGGAUGGGGAAUUGGUGACCAUUCCACUGUUUGAUGGCGAGGAGUCAUACAUAGCCUAUCCUCCCCUGACCAACGUUCAUGAUGACCUGCGUGUUGAGCUGGAGUUCAAGCCCCUGGAAAGAGAUGGCCUCAUGUUCUUCUGUGGAGGGAAGAAAAUACAGGUGGAGGACUUUGUAGCCAUCUCCAUGGUGGAGGGACAUGUAGAGUUCAGAUAUGAACUAGGCACAGGUCAAGCAAUCCUUCUAAGUCCAGAGCCUGUCACUCUGGGCCAGUGGCACAGAGUUGUGGCCGAGCAAAACAAGAAGGCCGGCCACCUGAAGGUUGAUCAAGGCCCAGUGGAGAAGAAAACGUCUCCCGGAAAAUCCCAGGGCCUUAAUAUCCACACCCCCAUGUACCUGGGAGGAGUCCCCAACAUGGACAUCCUGCCUAAGCCGGCCAAUGUCAGCGAACUGUUUGAGGGAUGUAUAGGAGAGGUUUCCAUCAACAACAAAAAGGUGGAUCUGUCCUACAGCUUCACAGAAAGCAGAUCUAUCCGCCAGUGUGUGGACAACAGCCCCUGUGACCACCGGCCCUGCCUGAAUGGUGGUCACUGCAUGUCGAGUGUUGAAUAUGAGUACCAGUGCCUCUGUGAGGACGGAUUCGAAGGUGAGCGUUGUGAGGUGGUGAAAGACGCGUGCCAGAGCAACCUUCAAUGCCAAAAUGGCGGCAGCUGUGUCAAUGGCCAGUGUGUGUGUGCACCCGGCCACACAGGUCUAAACUGUGGAGAAAGCCAGGUCUCCAGCUUCCCCGAGGCCCUGAGGAAUUUGGAAAGUAGCGAGGCAAAUGAUUCACCCUAUCAGUAUGCAGCUCAUUUCAGCGAUGAUGGAUACAUUGCCCUUCCUAAAUCUGUUUUCCCAAGAAGCGCCCAUCACUCGCCAGAGACAAUCGAACUGGAGAUCAACACUGGCUCAUCUGAGGGCCUGAUCUUGUGGCAGGGAGUGGAGACCAAUGGCGCACGCAAUUUGCGAAAGGUGCAUGCUAGUAAAAAGGAACUUGGAGAACAUGGCAAAGGCAAGGACUUCAUUAGCCUCAGUCUACAGAAUGGACAUCUUGUUUUCAGUUACCAAUUGGGCAGCGGCGAGGCAAAGAUUUUGUCACGGAGGACCGUCAAUGAUGGUAGAUGGCAUACGGUCACAGCAGUCAGAACUGGAAAAGAUGGCUACAUCCAGAUUGAUGGAGGAACCGCGCUACAUGGACAGUCUAAAGGCAGAAGCCUCAUGGUCAACACCAAAGGCAGUAUAUACCUUGGCGGCGCCCCAGACAUGGCUGCCAUGACAGGAGGGAAGUUUUUGUCUGGAAUGACGGGCUGCGUGAGGAACCUGGCACUGAUGAACGCCUGGCCGGGACAGCAGCCAGCCCAGGCCAUCGAUCUGCAAACCCACGGAGCCCACGGCAUCAACGUGCUGCCGUGCUCUUCAUAGAUUGCAGCACACACGAAAACACACACACACACACACACACACACACACCAACCGACACGUACACACACAGAGACUAUGGAGUGAUGUCAGACACACACAGCAGACUCACACAGAGAGACUUGGUGCUUUGCUGCUACCAAAAAAUACCAAGAUGACACGACAAGAUAUGUUUCUCUGUGUGCAGUAAAACCAAAAAAGAGAGAAAAAAUGAAACAAUAUUAACAAGUCUUAUGUUGUAUUCUCAAUGAAGGACUAUUAACACCGGAGAACCAGUACAGUUUACAUACUUCCAGCAGUAGUUUUAGCCAUGAAAAGAGUAAGAGUAAAACAUAUUAGGCCUUCUACGAUGGGUCAGAUCCUAUGGCGUUGGAGAUGUUUUUACAGCACUGAAUUUUUAUUUAUAUACAUAUGAAUAUAUAUAUAAACAUAUAUAUAUAAACAUAUAUAUAUAUAUUAUAUUUGUGGGGGGAAAACAUGCAAACUAAUCAUAACUGCUCUUUAACUUUCCUAGAGGUUAUUCUGGGUUCUAAUACUGUGUGUCCAGGGCUUUUUAUAGGCCUAACUGUAUUAAUACUUGAAGAUGUUUAGGCCUUCUUUCUUCACUUCUGUAGAGGAACUUUUUUUUUUUUUGCGCACGCAAGCAUGCAGUUACAGUCUUUUACAAAUUAUUGAGAGAUCAGCGCACAUGGUCACAUGCAGCUUCAGUACACAACUCAGGUCGUCCAAUACAAAUUACUAAUCACGAAUGUUACUUGCUGAUGCUUUAACUCAGAAUUGUUUUGCUUUGCUUAGUCAUUCACAGCGCUGUUGUAUCUUCUGUGUCUGUAUUUGUUCUUUUUUUUACGACAAAGAAAGAAACCGUGGUGCUAAUAUCAGACAUUAAAAUACAGCACAUAGUCAAAUGGUUGCCGGUCUGUUACAUGUAUGUAGAGCACUGUUACUUGGAUUAAGAAAUGCUAAACCUAACAGUAUACACCAGAGUCACGUUUGUUGAUAUGCAUGGCAUUCAAGGUAGAUUUUAUAAGAAUAUGGCAUGAUUUGUUGCCUCCACAGCCAUAUUUGAUUGAGUAGAUCUCAUAAACGCAGUUUAAAGAGCUGAAAAGAGUGUAGUUUUGUAUGUGUGAUUGUUGAAGAUGUUGUUUUAUGUGUAAAACUAUCUGCCAGACAGAUAUACUAGAGAAUGAGUGAAAGCUAGUACUUUUGCUGGUUAUGUAUGCCUCAGCCCCUUCCAUUUCUCACAGGUCACUCUACUUUAAGCCACAAUAGGGAGGCCUGUGCGAGAGCCAUUAUCCAUAUCCUCAGAAGGGUCAACCCAGAAAGGCAUCAAUAUGUUUCUUAAUUUUCAGGUUUGGUAGCUUUAGCAACAAUGCAAUAAGCUACACAACUCCGAAGGCUCUGUGGUUUUCUCUGUAGCAAACAGCAGAAGGACACAGUUGGGAUAGUGUUUGAUGGUGUGUGUGUGGGAAUGCAGUGGAAGCCUCCUGCAGGUGCUGUGAUCAGUAGUGUAGUUCGGAUAAAGCAUGCUCGCCUGUCUUUAGUUUCAACCACACCACAACAGCACGAUCGUUUCGAGGUUUCAGAAACCUUUUUCUCAUUUUUGUAAGCUUAAGAUAGUUGUAUUAAUAUCCUUUAUACAAUUAAAAUGAGCACUAUUCUUUCUCUUAGAGUUGUCAUUUGUAUUUAUUUAUUUUACUCUUCUUCAUUGCUUUUGUUUCAAGGCUUGAUUCAGCUGUUUUUAGAGCAAUCACAUCUUGCUAUUUUCUUUCCUCUGGUUAUUGUGUAUUGCCUCCCACAUCCCCUUGUUUUCCCCCUCAUGUUUGAGUUUGAAUACGGCCCCCCGGAGGUUCUUCACAAAUCCUCAAUGAAGUUCCAUGAAAGGUUAAUAUAUAAAACCUUGAAAGGCCUGGUCAAAAUGUUGGAAACAGGUCUUAUUAUUCACUCGAUGAAAACAAGUCUUAGGCUUCCAAUGCAACAAAUGUAUUAUUUAUCUACGCAGAAAGUUGUCAACAUGUUUGUUCAGAUAUGAACGGUUGUGGUCCAGGUUUAGGACACUGAAGCAGAGAAUCAUGGUGUGUUGGGUGCCACUUGUUGGGUGCCUUUUGUGCAUCUGCUCUCAAACUAUAUAUAUAUAUGUGUAUAUAUAUAUAUAUAUAUCCACACUGUACACUCUUGCCCAAUGCUAAGUUUUUGGUUGGACAUGUUUAUUUUAAAUAUUGUUUCGCUUCUGAAUGCCACGAAAAGAGGAUAACUUGAAUGAAAGUGUACCAGAUUAAAUCUUGUCAAUGUCAGGACGACCUGACUGCUCCAUUUCCAAUGUUUAAAAGACUCUCCCCUUGCCUUUGGUGUUUCUUAAUUAAAAACAAAAUUCAUGUGCUAUUUUU
Molecule: messenger RNA, 13382 nt
Organism: Cyclopterus lumpus (lumpfish)
Lineage: Eukaryota; Metazoa; Chordata; Actinopteri; Perciformes; Cyclopteridae
Gene: hspg2
Product: heparan sulfate proteoglycan 2
Exons: 83
Coding region: 334-11001 (3555 amino acids)
Molecular function (GO): protein binding; calcium ion binding
Source: RefSeq, a predicted model, not a curated record